Naegleria gruberi is the source of this 1014-nucleotide messenger RNA. RefSeq lists its product as uncharacterized. Gene Ontology annotation, molecular function: ATP:ADP antiporter activity. The coding region runs from base 1 to 939 and encodes 312 amino acids. Gene Ontology annotation, cellular component: mitochondrial inner membrane. The record is from RefSeq and is a predicted model, not a curated record. The transcript has a single exon. NCBI's taxonomy places the organism in Eukaryota, Heterolobosea, Eutetramitea, Acrasida, Naegleriidae. Gene Ontology annotation, biological process: mitochondrial ADP transmembrane transport; mitochondrial ATP transmembrane transport.
AUGUCCUCUGAUUCUGCUUUCGCCUUCGUUAGAGAUUUCGCUAUUGGUGGUGCUUCUGGUGCUGUUGCCAAGACUUUGACUGCUCCUAUUGAAAGAGUCAAGUUGCUCAUCCAAACUCAAGAUGCUAACCCACGUAUUAGAUCUGGUGAAAUCCCAAGAUACACUGGUAUUGCUAACUGCUUUACUAGAGUUGCCUCUGAACAAGGUAUCGCUGCUUUCUGGAGAGGUAACUUCACUAACGUUAUCAGAUAUUUCCCAACCCAAGCUUUCAACUUUGCUUUCAAGGAUUCCAUUAAGAAGAUCUUCCCAAAGUACUCUCCAAAGGACGAAUUUGGUAAAUUCUUCUUGGUUCAAUUGGCUUCUGGUGGUUUGGCUGGUGCUGGUUCAUUGUGUAUUGUCUAUCCAUUGGACUAUGCUAGAACCAGACUUGCUUCUGAUGUUGGUAAGGAAAGAGUUUUCAACGGUUUGGCUGAUUGUUUGGCUAAGACUGCUAAGGGUCCAGCUGGUUUCAUGGGUCUUUACAAUGGUUUCGGUGUCUCUGUUGCUGGUAUCAUUCCAUACAGAGGUGUUUACUUUGGUUUGUACGAUUCUUUGAGAGAAAAGAAUCCAUACAAGAAGGAUUUCGGUGUUAUGGGUAUUAUUUCUAAGUUUGCUGUUGCCCAAACUACUGCUAUUGCUGCUGGUUAUGCUUCUUAUCCAUUCGAUACUGUCAGAAGAAGACUCCAAAUGCAAUCUGAAAAGCCAAAGGAUCAAUGGUUGUACAAGGGUACUGCUGAUUGUUUCACUAAGAUCCUCAAGGAAGAAGGUACUCAAGCUAUGUUCAAGGGUGCUGGUGCUAACGCUUUGAGAACUGUCGGUUCUGCUUUGGUUUUGGUCUUGUACGAUCAAUUGCAAGGUAUGCUCGGUGUUAAUAUUGGUGCUGGUGGUGAAUCGGGAUAAUUCUUUCACACUGUUUCUAAAACACCUACUCAGUAAAAUCAUUAAUUUUGAAAUAAAAAUUUGUAUUUGUUUUUU